AUAGAAUGCUCAGUUUACUUGGUAAUUUGCCAAUGACAAUAAUAAUAAUAGCAUAUAGAAUACUGAAAAUACACUAAUUGCUUUUAAUGUGUUAACGCAACAGGCUUUACGAAGGCCAAGUCUAUAUUAAUACGUUAAGUUAAUGAUCACUGUAGAUUGUAAAGCUCAUCUCGAAUUAUAUUGGAUUAGGAAAACUUACUUUAGCCCAAUAGAAAAGAGUACACUCACAAGCCUACAAGUUAGUAGUUAAAUGUGCGGAAAAUCGUAUAACAUUUUUGUUGUGAAAAGCACACUCAUCAAAACGAUCAAAUCAGAUGUAAAUAAAUAUACAAAAAAAAAUAUAUAUAAUACUAAUUAUUUUGUGUAUAUCACGUCAAAUUCGUAGUGGGAUGACUGUUAUUGUAGGAAUUAGAAAAAGCGGCAGUUGAUUUUUAGGCGCCGUCGCGGUAGUACAAUAUUUUCAUUGCUAGGCGGUUGCCGGUGAAUCGCCGCUAUUGUUACCGUGCGACGGUCUCGCUAAGUGAAAACUACCCCGAGCACAUUUCAUUCCGUUUUAGUGAUACCGCGUGGACGAUUCGAGUGCGUCAAUCGUGUCACUCAAGUAACCGUUUUUACACAUGCGGUUAUAGAACUUAUUAAGAAUAAUCGUAGCCUAAGAAAACUAUGGCAGCAUUAUACGGUCUAUAUUUUGCGCUGUUGUUUUCAAUAUUACCAUGUAUGAGUUUGCCUGGACUUUCUGCAAACAUAACUGUUAGUUCUACUUUCAAACCAGCAACAUACGAUCAAACAAAAGUUUGUACAUUGUGUCAUUCCAAUUCGACCGUGGAAAUAUUCCAUUGCAACUCUACGCACUGUAUCCCCAAGUCUUUAGUAUGCAACGGUAUACCGGAUUGUCAUCUUGGCCAAGACGAGUCUGUUUCAGAAUGCGGUUGUUUACAGAACGAGUUCCGCUGUAAAAACAGCUGCAUAGAUUCUGUAAAACGAUGUGACAAAGUUGCUGAUUGCGAAGCCGCAGAAGACGAAAUCAAUUGCAAAACUCACGUCUGUCCCACUACCCAUUUCAAGUGUGCCAAUUACUUUUGCGUACCUACUGAUAAAGUAUGUGACUUCAAAGACGAUUGCGGAGACGGUUCUGACGAAUCUCAUUGUAAGCAUAGAGAAUGUUGGUACAAAGAGUUUAAGUGUAAAAACUCGGAAUGCGUGCGACCCGCUUAUCUGUGCGAUGGAGAGGUGAACUGUGUUGAUGGUUCCGAUGAAGAGAACUGCGAUGCAAAUGAUUUUAUUAAGUGUGGUACUGGUAAGCUCGUGCAUUCCGCCUUUUGGUGUGAUGGCUGGCCCGAAUGUGAGGACAAUCACGCUGACGAAUUGCAAUGCAAUAGCACAUGUGCCACUAACCAAUUUCGGUGCCCCAACGGGAGGUGCAUAAACGAAGCAAACGUUUGCGACGGGCAGUGCGAUUGUUUGUGGGACAUAAGAGGAUCGUGUGCCGAUGAAAUUGAUUGUUCCGAUUAUUACACCGAAACAGACGGUGUCAUCGUAUGCCGUCGAGGAUUCUCACUGAACUGUUGGAUGCCCGUGGGAUCUCCUUCGCGAUGCAUAAAGGAGAGGUACAUUUGUGACGGCCACAACGACUGUUUUAAUGGAUUUGACGAAUUUGGUUGCAAUGACAGUGGCUCAAAAACUAUAAAAGAAGAUGAUUCAGCAGAAAAAUUAGACGACCUAAUCAGGUGUCGAGAUGGCCGUUGGUUAGAAACCGAACACCGUUGUAAUUUCCGAGAUGAAUGUUUGCAUGGCGACGAUGAAAUUCAGUGUACAGGGCAGCCAACGUGCGGUCCUCGAGAAUUUCGAUGUGAUAACGGAGAGUGUGUUGAGUUAAAAAGCCGAUGUGAUAGUAACACCGAUUGUUGGGACAAAAGUGAUGAAAUAGGAUGCGCGGACAUUCCUUGUAUUAAACUAGAUUGGCCACGGUGUUUAGUAGGCGGCCAAUGUAUUCCUCCAAAGAAAUGGUGCGAUUUUCGAAAAGACUGUGCUGAUGGAUCCGACGAAAACAAUUGUGAUCACAGACCAUGUAAGGAAGAUGAAUUUCGUUGUGACAACGGACAGUGUAUUUCAUUACUAUACAAAUGCUUUGAUCCUGGAGACAACCAAUUGGGUUGUGUAGAUAAAUCACACUUAAAACACUGCAGUGACUGGAAGUGUGAUCAAGGACAACAUAAAUGUCACCGUGGACCAUGUAUCAAUGAAUCAAUGGUAUGCAACAAACAAGUUGAUUGUGAUUUUACAUGGGACGAUGAGGAUAAUUGCACUUUCCAAUGUUCUAAUGUGGCGCCUAAAUGUGAUUGUCAGGAUGUAAUGAUAAACUGCACGAAUCUUGGAUUACGUGAGUUUCCGUAUGACGCUGAAAAAGAAAUAACAUUCUAUCAUUUAAAAAGCAACUACUUCGGAGAAUAUCUCAACUCAAAAACUUUCCGGCAUUUAGACCGUUUAGUUUACUUGGACCUGACCAAUAAUUCGGUUUCAGAAAUUCAACCUUUUAUAUUUUCCACUCUUUGGCGUUUGACAACAUUAAAUUUACAAAAUAACCAAAUAUCUAUUUUAAGAAACGGCUCGUUUCUCGGACUAGGUAGGCUGACUGGACUGCAUUUACAAGGUAACAGCAUUCAGCAUCUUCAUUCAAUGGCGUUUCACGGUCUGUCCUCUUUGAUGACAUUAGACUUGAGCCGACAAAAUAUAUCCCAGAUUGAAUCGGACGCAUUUGUCGGUCUUAGAUCACUCAAAAGCUUGGAUUUAUCGCAAAAUUCUCUUACACACUUGUCGGAUGGUUCUUUUCGAGGAAUGCCUCAAUUGAACAUUUUGAACCUUAAAAAAAAUCGAUUGAGAACAGUUGAUCCUAGCGGGUUUCUCACAAUGCCUACUCUAGAGACACUAUUUACUGAUGAAUUUCGUUUUUGCUGCUUAGCACGGCACGUACCUCAGUGUCGUCCUUUGCCUGAUGAGUUUAGCUCUUGUGAAGAUCUCAUGUCCAAUAUCGUACUCAGAGUGUGUAUUUGGAUAUUGGCCAUUGUUGCAAUUACUGCAAAUCUUAUUGUAAUUAUAUUCCGAGCCAAGUACAGGCAUACCAACCAAGUUCACUCGUUUCUCAUUGUCAACUUGGCACUUGGUGAUUUUCUAAUGGGAUCCUACUUGCUAGUUAUAGCUGUCGUCGAUUGGUAUUAUCGAGGAUCAUACUUUAUUCAUGACUCUGACUGGAGGCAAAGUACCAUGUGUAAUGUGGCAGGAUUUAUAAGCACUUUUUCUAGUGAAUUAUCUGUUUUCACAUUGACUGUUAUUACUCUAGAAAGACUACUAGUUAUAAUAUUCCCAUUUAAAGUCCGUCGACUUCAAAUGGACUGUACACGGAUUUUGAUGGCUAUAUGUUGGUUUUUGGCUAUCAUUAUUUCUGUAAUACCUUUGUUUGACAUUCAUUACUUCAGAAACUUCUACGGGCGUUCUGGCGUAUGCUUAGCGUUACAUAUCACACCCGAUAAACCUAACGGUUGGGAAUACUCAGUAUUCAUAUUUUUAUUUGUCAAUCUGGGCUCGCUAUUAUUGAUAUCCGGUAGUUAUCUCUGGAUGUUUUUCGUAGCCAAGACAACUCACAGGGCAACAGAAAAUCUCAUUAGGCAUCGUGUGCUCAGUGAAUCUGCAAUGGCAUGGCGAAUGAGUCUACUGGUUGCUACAGACGCUGCUUGUUGGGUGCCUAUAAUAGGCUUAGGUUUAUGGUCCCUCGCGGGAUUCACUGUACAUCCACAGGUUUUCGCUUGGGUGGCUGUAUUUGUAUUGCCACUAAAUGCCGCUGUCAACCCAGUUCUAUACACAUUGUCUGCUGUGCCCAUGCUCCGCCGAAAAGUUACUACCAAUAGACAAGCAAUGUCAAGGAGGUCGUUGACUAACGAUGCUAAACGCACUAUGUCAACUACAAUGGCACCGCCAUCCACACAUUAUGCUGGCGAAGUGAUGACAUUUUCAAUGAUCAGCAAGAUUCCUUCCAGGGGCCCUGAAAUUGUUGAGACUGAAAUGACUGAAAAUGGGAAAGUUACGGUGGGGAAAAUGAUAUGAACAGCAAUGGCGGACAAACCACGACGAGACCCCUAUAACCUAUUCGUACCGUCAAAUAUUAUAUAUAAAAUUUGCUCAGUGUUUACCGCCCUUAAAAGUGUGAUAUAAUUAUAAUUGUAAAUAACAAAUAACAAUGAAUAAAUAACUAUUACCUCAAUAACAUUUUAUUAUUUAAAAUGAUCCGAACGAGAUGUAACUUACUCAAGAUAUCUUGAUUGUAUUCUUUUCACUCACAAAGUCAUAAAAAACCCUUUAUUUUUUCAUACUAUAUUUUCCAGGUUAUAUAAAUUAUUAAAUUUAUAACACGAAAAUACACUGGUAUCUUCAUAAACGCUUAAAAUAAUAGGCUAUGCAACUCUUUUUAUGACUACUAAUAUUUAUAAGCUUUGUUGAGAACACGUGCUUUUAAGUAUUGUCUAAGUUAUUUAUGAUGAAAACACAUUUUUGUCACUUGAUAAAAUGAGAUUGCUAGUCAAUGUGAAGUUAAACUUUACUACUCCAAAUACAAUUGUGUAUAAUUUGUACACCAUAAAUUAAAUUCUCGUUAAUUUUUAAAUUAACUAUAUAAUGUAAAACUUCCAUAAAGCUGUAAAAAAGUCACGUAUUUUUAAAUAUUAAUGACUAUUUAAGCCAAGUAUAAUGAACAAGUUGUUCUUCACACAAUGUUAUUUAAUCAUAUUGCCAGACUGACCCGUCAGUAGUUGUAAUUUAUAAUGAUUUUAUAUUUUAUACAGAGUGAUCAAAAUCUGGUAAGAUAUUUUUUUUCUUAGAAAC
Messenger RNA from Daktulosphaira vitifoliae (grape phylloxera), 4872 nucleotides. Its product is annotated as G-protein coupled receptor GRL101-like. Gene Ontology annotation, cellular component: membrane. NCBI's taxonomy places the organism in Eukaryota, Metazoa, Arthropoda, Insecta, Hemiptera, Phylloxeridae. The coding region runs from base 664 to 4098 and encodes 1144 amino acids. The transcript is spliced from 27 exons. Gene Ontology annotation, molecular function: protein binding; G protein-coupled receptor activity. Gene Ontology annotation, biological process: G protein-coupled receptor signaling pathway. The record is from RefSeq and is a predicted model, not a curated record.